Messenger RNA from Triplophysa rosa, 9699 nucleotides. It is a transcript of the gene fbn1, whose product is annotated as fibrillin 1. The transcript is spliced from 66 exons. The record is from RefSeq and is a predicted model, not a curated record. Lineage: Eukaryota; Metazoa; Chordata; Actinopteri; Cypriniformes; Nemacheilidae. The coding region runs from base 186 to 8924 and encodes 2912 amino acids. Gene Ontology annotation, molecular function: calcium ion binding.
UUAUUCAGCCUGCAACGCUGUGUGCUCCACAUCUGCAACUUCUUCACUCUCUCCGCAGCCUGACAGCUCUUACCAGACACUUUAAAGCCUUUGUUUUUCAACGCGUGUUGGAUUAUUACCUCAUCUUCAUCAUCUUCAUCAUCAUCUACCGGAGUUGUUGGUCGUGCAGCGGGAGCGCGCGCAGGAUGAGGAGGCUGCUCGCGUUCGCGGCUGGACUCUCGGCGCUCGUGUCGCUGUGUGUGUCUGCGCAGACGCUGGACGCGGGCGCAGACGGAGCUGCGCAGAUGCCUGUGGCGAGCGCAAACAGAACAGCAGAGCAGACGAAAGCGAGCAGAUCUAAGCGGCGGGGCGGCGGACAGGACGUUCUGAAGGGGCCGAAUGUGUGCGGCUCUCGUCACCACGCAUACUGCUGUCCCGGAUGGAAGACCCUGACCGGGGGAAACCAGUGCAUUGUCCCGAUUUGCCGUAGCUCCUGUGGUGAUGGAUUCUGCUCCAGACCUAAUAUGUGCUCAUGCCCGAAUGGUCAGAUUUCACCCUCCUGUGGAACCAAAUCAGUUCAGAACUGUAAUAUCCGCUGUGUGAAUGGAGGCACAUGUUUGGAGGAGACGUGUUUGUGUCAGAAAGGAUUCAGUGGAGCUCACUGCGGCCAGCCGGUGUGUGAGUCUGGCUGUCUCAACGCAGGCCGGUGUGUUGCUCCAAAUCGCUGUCUUUGUAAUUAUGGCUUCACUGGGGCUCAGUGUGAACGAGAUUACAGAACUGGGCCCUGUUUUGCGUCUGUCAGUAAUCAGAUGUGUCAAGGCCAGCUGACAGGGAUUGUGUGCACCAAGACGCUGUGUUGCGCUACGGUGGGUCGGGCCUGGGGUCACCCGUGUGAACAGUGUCCCGCUCAACCACACCCGUGCCGCAGGGGUUUCAUCCCGAAUCAUCGCUCUGGAGCCUGCCAGGAUGUGGAUGAGUGCCAGGCCAUUCCUGGACUCUGUCAGGGGGGGAACUGUGUUAAUACAGUGGGCUCAUUUGAGUGCAGAUGCCCGGCUGGACACCGCUUCAAUGAAGUCACGCAGAAAUGUGAAGACAUCGAUGAGUGCUCUAAUGUUCCGGGGCUGUGUAACGGAGGUCAAUGUUCCAACACCAUCGGCAGCUACUUCUGCAGGUGUCCUGUGGGAUUCGACACGACGCCCGAUGGCUCGCGCUGCAUCGAUGGCCGGACGGGGAUGUGCUAUGCCAGUAUUGUCAAUGGCCGCUGUGGUAACCUGCUUCCCCAGCGCAUGUCCAAGAGUCAGUGUUGUUGUGAGAACAGAGGAUGCUGGGCCGGAUCCACUGUACCAGAGAUGUGUCCAAUCAGAGGAACAGAGGAAUAUCAGACACUCUGUGUAAUUACUCAACCGGCUCCAGGACCGGGCCCAGGACCUGGUCCAUACCCGGGUCCCGGUCCAUACCCGGGUCCCGGUCCAUAUCCAGGUCCCGGUCCAUAUCCAGGUCCCGGUCCAUAUCCAGGUCCCGGUCCAUAUCCAGGUCCCGGUCCAUAUCCAGGUCCUGGUCCGUACCCGGGUCCCGGUCCAUAUCCAGGUCCUGCUCCGGGUCCAUAUCCUGGUCCUGGCCCAUAUCCUCCAGUACGGCCCACAUCUGCGGACCUGCCCACAAUCACCGUCAGGCCUGUGAUUCUGCCUCAGAAUGUCACUAUCAGGAACAUGUGUGAAGCCUUCCGUAAUCUGUGCAUCAACGGGCGAUGCGUGCCGACGCCGGGCAGUUAUCGCUGUGAGUGUAACAUGGGCUUCAGACUGGACGUCCGUGGGGAAUGCAUCGAUGAUAAUGAGUGCGAGCGGAAUCCCUGUGUGAACGGAGCGUGUGUCAACACAGACGGCUCGUAUUACUGCCAAUGUCCCGCUGGAUUCCAGAGCACAGCCACUAGAACCGAGUGCAAAGAUUUGGAUGAGUGUGUGGCCAACGGUCGUAUCUGUAACAACGGGCGCUGUGUGAACACAGAUGGCAGCUUUCACUGCGUGUGUAACGCCGGCUUUGAGAUCUCAUCAGACGGCAGGAACUGUCAGGACACAGACGAGUGUCUGAUUAGAAACAUCUGUUUGAACGGGAUGUGUAUCAAUGAAGACGGCAGCUUCAAAUGCAUCUGCAAACCAGGAUACUUGUUAGAUGGUGCUGGACGAUUCUGCAAAGAUGUGGAUGAGUGUGAGGUUCCAGGCAUGUGUAUGAACGGUCACUGUGUGAACACAGAGGGCUCGUUCAGGUGUGAGUGUAUGCCGGGACUUGCUGUGGGUCUGGACGGACGUGUCUGCGUCGACACACACAUGCGCAGCACGUGUUACGGUGGUUAUAAACGCGGUCAGUGCGUGCGACCUUUCUUUGGUGCUGUGACCAAAUCUGAAUGCUGUUGUGCGAAUGUUGAGUACGCCUUCGGAGAGCCGUGCCAACCCUGCCCGCCCCUCAACUCAGCUGAGUUCUCAGCUCUUUGCAGUCACGGCCCAGGAACUACGACUGAUGGCAGAGAUAUAAACGAGUGUGCUCUGGAUCCGGACAUCUGUCAGAACGGCGUGUGUGAGAACAUGUUAAGGACGUACAAAUGUAACUGUAAUCUGGGAUUUGAGGUGGACCUCACUGGAAAGACAUGCAUCGAUAUUGAUGAGUGUAUGAUGAACAGACAUCUGUGUGAGAACGGCUUGUGUAGAAACACACCGGGCAGCUUCACGUGUCAGUGUCCCAAAGGCUUCAGCUUUCAGUCGGAGACUGAAGUGUGUGAAGACAUCGACGAGUGUUUGACCAAUCCGUGCAUCAACGGCGAGUGCAAGAACAGCCCGGGGUCCUUUGUGUGUCUGUGCUCUACGGGCAGCACACUGGACAGCUCGGGAACGCUGUGUGUGGAGACCACUAAAGGCACGUGUUGGUUGAAGGUGGUGAACGGACAGUGUGAGAUCAAUAUAAACGGGGCGACGCUGAAGUCUCACUGUUGUGCUUCACUGGGGUCAGCGUGGGGGUCACCCUGUGCCAAGUGUGAACCAGACCCGUUCUGCUCUAAAGGUCACGCCAGGGUGAAAGGAAGCGUCUGCGAGGAUGUGAACGAGUGUGAAGUUUUUCCUGGCGUCUGCAUUAAUGGAAAGUGUGUGAACACGGACGGAUCGUUUGUGUGUCAGUGUCCCAGCGGCAUGACUGUAGACGCAUCUGGAAGAACUUGUGUAGACCUGCGCACCGAGCUGUGUUAUCUCACACACAUCGACGAGCGAUGCGGCGCUCCCAUUCCCGGACGUCAUCGCGUGGAUGCAUGCUGCUGUUCGGUGGGCGUGGCCUGGGGCCCAGAGUGUGACGAGUGUCCAGAGAGAGGGACAGCAGAAUUCUCGCAGCUCUGCCCACGAGGGCCUGGAUUCUCUCACCGUGGAGAUUUCAUCAACGGGAAACCCUUCCUCAAAGAUAUAAAUGAGUGUAAGAUGAUUCACAGCUUGUGCACCAACGGCCGCUGCAGGAACACCAUCGGCAGCUUUCGCUGCAGGUGUGACGGUGGAUUCGCUCUGGAUUUUGACGAGAGAAACUGUACAGAUAUCGAUGAGUGUCGCAUCUCUCCUGACCUCUGUGGUCACGGCACGUGUGCGAAUACAGCUGGUGAUUUUCAGUGUGAGUGUUUCCCCGGAUAUGAGAGCGGAUUCAUGAUGAUGAAGAACUGCAUGGACAUUGAUGAGUGUGAACGUAACCUGUUGUUGUGCAGAGGUGGAGAAUGCAUCAACACAGAGGGCAGCUUCCGCUGUGAGUGUCCCGAGGGACAUGAGAUCGCUCCUGACGGCUCGGCGUGCUUAGAUAUUAAUGAGUGUGAACUGAGUGACAGGCUGUGUAAGAACGGUCAGUGUGUCAACAUGAUCGGACGCUAUCAGUGCUCGUGUAACACUGGAUAUAAAUCCACAGAGGACAGACUGGCGUGUGUGGAUAUCGAUGAAUGCACCAUUGAGAACGGAGGCUGUGAGACUUUCUGCACAAACUCAGAGGGCAGUUAUGAGUGCAGCUGUCGCCGUGGUUACGCCCUCAUGCCUGACCUCAGGAGCUGCACAGAUAUCGAUGAGUGUGAGGACAGUUCUGAUAUCUGUGACGGCGGUCAGUGCACAAAUAUUCCAGGAGAGUUCCAGUGUCUGUGUUUUGAUGGAUUCAUGUCGUCUGAGGAUAUGAAAUCAUGUCUGGAUGUAAACGAGUGUGAGCUCAACCCAAACAUCUGUCUGAGUGGGAAGUGUGAGAACACAAAAGGUUCAUUCAUCUGUCACUGUGACCUCGGCUUCUCUGUCAGGAAGGGGACGACAGGCUGUACAGACAUUAAUGAGUGUGAGAUCGGAGCUCAGAACUGUGAUCGACAUGCGACCUGUACAAACACAGCCGGCAGUUUUAAAUGCAGCUGCGCUCCGGGCUGGAUUGGAGACGGACUGAAAUGCACAGAUCUGGACGAAUGUUCCAACGGCACACACAUGUGCAGCUCCAGCGCAAACUGCAUCAACACGAUGGGCUCGUACCGCUGUCUGUGUAAAGAGGGAUUCACUGGAGACGGAUUCUACUGCACAGACACUGAUGAGUGUACUGAGAAUGUGAAUCUGUGUGAGAGUGGACACUGUCUGAACAUCGCUGGUGGAUAUCGCUGUGAGUGUGACAUGGGCUUCAUUCCUACUGCAGACGGCACAGCUUGUGAAGACAUCGACGAGUGUUCGUUUGCUGAUAUCUGCGUGAACGGCCGCUGUCGAAAUAUCCCGGGUCUCUUCCGGUGUCUGUGUGAUCCGGGUUAUGAGCUGGACAGAAGUGGAGGAAACUGCACAGAUGUGAACGAGUGUGCCGACCCCACCACCUGCAUCAGCGGUCUGUGUGUCAACACCCCCGGCAGCUACAUCUGCAACUGUCCUCCAGACUUCGAGCUCAACCCCACGGGAGUCGGCUGUGUGGACACCCGCUCUGGAAAUUGUUACCUGGAGAUUCGUUACCGUGGUGACUUCUCUGACAGUCUGGACUGUUCUAAUGAGAUCGGUGUGGGGGUGUCCAAAGCCUCCUGCUGUUGUUCCCAGGGUCAGGCCUGGGGUUCACCCUGUGAGGCCUGCCCAUCCCUCAACUCCACGGAGUACAGAAUUCUGUGUCCUGGAGGAGAAGGAUUCCGACCCAAUCCGAUCACAGUCAUACUAGAGGAUAUCAAUGAGUGUCAGGAGCUGCCUGGAUUGUGUCAGGGUGGAAACUGCAUCAACACCUUCGGCAGUUUUCAGUGUGAAUGUCCCAAAGGUUUCGCGCUCAAUGAGGAUACCAGAAUCUGUGAAGAUGUAGACGAGUGUGAGAGGCCUGGGAUCUGCGGUCCGGGUCAGUGUUAUAACACCAUUGGAAACUACACCUGUAUUUGUCCACCUGAGUACAUGCAGAUCAAUGGAGGAAACAACUGCAUGGACAUGCGGAAGAGCUUGUGUUACAGAAACUACUACACUGAUAAUGGCACGUGUGAUGGAGAACUGGCCACCAACAUGACCAAGAAAGCCUGCUGCUGUUCAUACAACAUCGGCCGAGCGUGGAAUAAACCCUGCGAACAGUGUCCUGUACCCAGCACCAAUGAGUUUGCGGUGCUGUGUGGCAGUGAGAGGCCGGGAUACACCAUUGACAUCUACACUGGUCACGUCAUCGACAUCGAUGAGUGUCGGGACAUUGCAGGUGUGUGUGAAAACGGUGUGUGUAUCAACAUGCUGGGGAGUUUCCGCUGUGAAUGUCCCAUGGGUUUUGUGUAUAAUGACAAACUGAUCAUCUGUGAAGAUAUUGAUGAAUGUCAGAAUGGUCCAGUGUGUCAGCAGAACGCUGUCUGUCUAAAUGUUCCUGGCAGUUACCGCUGCGAGUGUAAACCAGGAUACCGGCAGACACCAACACAACAGUGUGUAGACCGUAAUGAGUGUGUUGAGAAUCCAAACAUCUGCAGUCCCGGUCAGUGUAUUGACAUGGUGGGCAGUUAUCGCUGCAUCUGCCCCAAUGGCUACAAAUCCACUCCAGACCUGUGUAUCGAUGUUGACGAGUGUGAGCGUCAGCCGUGUGGUAAUGGAACAUGCAAGAACACUGUGGGCUCCUACAACUGCCUCUGUUACCCUGGAUUCCAGCUGUCACACAACAAUGACUGCAUCGACUUAGAUGAGUGUACGUCGGUCAGAGGCUUGUGUAGGAACGGCAACUGUAUCAACGCUGUGGGUUCAUUUGUGUGCGUGUGUCUGGACGGAUAUAAACUUUCUCCUGAUGGCAGGACGUGCGUAGACAUCGACGAGUGCUUAAUCAAUCCUGGCACCUGCGGACCUGGAACCUGUCAGAAUCUAGACGGAUCCUACAGGUGCAUCUGUCCUCCUGGAUAUUACCUGGAGAAUGAGAGAUGUGAAGAUAUCGAUGAAUGCUCUCAGACCCCAGAGAUCUGUAUCUUUGGCAAGUGUCUGAACACACCGGGCAGCUUCAGGUGCGACUGUCCGGAGGGAUUUCAGCUGUCCUCAUCUGGAAAGAGAUGUGUGGAUAUUCGUGUGAAUUAUUGUUACACUAAGUUUGAGAACGGACGCUGUCUGGCACCGAAUGCUCUCAACACAACUAAAGGAAUGUGUUGCUGUAGUGCUAUGCCAGGUCAGGGGUGGGGUGACCCCUGUGAGAUCUGCCCGGGGAAAGAUGAUGAGGCGUUCGCAGCGCUGUGUUUCGCUCCUGGGAAGCGUUUGGAUGUGGAUGAUUCUGCUGUGGAUGUGGACGAGUGCUCGGAGAACCCUGGCAUCUGCACCAACGGUCACUGCAUCAACACAGAUGGGACGUUUCGCUGCGAAUGCUCAUUCGGUUACCGGCUGGACUUCUCUGGAGUUAACUGUAAAGACACAGACGAGUGUGAGCUUGGGAACCCGUGUGGUAACGGCACCUGCACAAAUGUUGAGGGAGCGUUUGAAUGCAGCUGUGAUGAGGGAUUUGAACCCGGACCCAUGAUGACCUGUGAAGAUGUGAACGAGUGUUCCCAGAAUCCUCUGCUCUGUGCCUUCCGCUGUGUCAACACGCUGGGAUCGUAUGAAUGCAAGUGUCCGGCGGGAUACGUGCUGAGGGAAGAUGGGCGGAUGUGUAAAGAUCAGAACGAGUGUGAGGACGGUCUGGAUGAAUGCGCCUCCAGAGGAAUGACCUGUAAGAAUCUGAUUGGUACUUACAUGUGCAUCUGCUCGCCGGGAUACACCAGACAGCGCAAUGGAGACAGCUGUGUGGAUCUGAAUGAAUGCACGGUCAAACCAGGCAUCUGUGAGAACGGCCGCUGUGAGAACACUGUGGGCAGUUACCGCUGCAUCUGUGAUCAAGGAUUCAGUCCCAGUCCCAGCAGAACCGAGUGUAUCGAUCACCGUCAGGGCUUCUGCUUCAUGGAGGUUCUUCAGACCAUGUGUCAGAUGAGUUCCAGCAGUCGUGUCAGCGUCAGGAAGUCUGAGUGUUGUUGUGAUGGAGGCCGCGGCUGGGGACCGAACUGUGAGCUCUGCCCGCUGCCCGGAACCGCUCAAUACAAGAAGAUGUGUCCGCUCGGACCCGGAUACACAACAGACGGACAGGAUAUUGACGAGUGUAAGGUGAUGGGAAAUCUGUGCAAGAACGGUCAGUGUUUAAAUACUCUGGGCUCCUUCAGCUGUACGUGCAAACCAGGAUACACAACUGACAUCACAGACACUCAGUGUGUGGAUGUGGACGAAUGCGUUCAGGCUCCCAAACCGUGUAACUUCAUCUGUAAGAACACUGAGGGGGGAUAUGUGUGCUCGUGCCCGCGGGGGUACAUCCUACAGGACGACAACAAGAGCUGCAGAGAUCUGGAUGAAUGUUCCACCAAACAACACAACUGUCAGUUUUUGUGUGUCAACACCAUCGGUGGAUUCACCUGUAAAUGUCCUCCAGGAUUCACACAACAUCACAGCGCGUGUAUCGAUCAUAAUGAGUGCGCCACUGAAGCGGGUCUGUGUGGUUCAAACGGAGUGUGUCAGAACAGCCCGGGCAGCUUCAGCUGUGAGUGUCAGAGAGGAUUCACACUCGACUCUAACGGACAGCACUGUGAAGAUAUGGACGAGUGUGUGGGGAAUCAUCGAUGUCAGCACGGCUGUCAGAAUCUGGUGGGUGGUUACAGAUGCAGCUGUCCACAAGGUUAUCUCCAACACUACCAGUGGAACCAGUGUGUAGAUGAGAAUGAAUGUCAUAACAGUCAGAUAUGCGGCGGCGCGUCGUGUCACAACACGCUGGGCAGUUUCCGCUGUCUGUGUCCGACGGGUUUCAACUUCGAGCAGAUGAUGGGCGGCUGUCAGGACAUCAAUGAGUGCAGCUCAUCUCAGAACCCCUGCUCGUACGGCUGCUCUAACACAGACGGGGGUUACCUGUGCGGCUGUCCAUCGGGGUACCUGAGAGCGGGACAGGGACACUGUGUGGCUGGUGUUGGUCUGGGCAGUUCUUCUCCCCCUCCAGACGCUGAUGGAGAGGAGAACGCUCUUUCUCCUGAAGCGUGCUACGAGUGCAAGAUAAACGGUUAUUCAAAGAGAGGCCGGAAGCGCAGAGGCCUUAACGGAACAGAGGAACACCUGCAGGACGAUUCGGAGUCGAGCGCUCUUGACAGCGUGGACGUCGAUGACACUCUCCAAUUCAACUUGAACAUUAGCACACUAAAAAGUCAAGAUCACAUCAUGGACUUCCUCCCUGCGCUCUCCACUCUCACCAACCACGUCCGCUACACCAUCGAGUACCGGAACGACGACGGCCUUUUUCAAAUCAACCAGAAAGAUGGCAUCAGCUACUUGCACGUGUCCAAGAAGAAAUCUGUCCAGCCGGGAGCGUAUUAUUUACAGAUCCGCAGCGUUCCUCUGUACGGUAGGAAAGAACAGCAGCGGGAUAGAGACUACCUCAGUGGGCAGCUGGGAGACGCUCUGCUCAUGAAAGUGCAGAUCCUCCUGCACUGAUUGGCCGACACCGGACAGACAGCCUGUCACAGCCGCGCUCAAAGACAACACAUACUGUAUCACACACGCUUAGAGUCCAAAUACACUCGUACGCCUUCAAGCUCAGAAAAUAUAUUAAUCCACUGUGGGAGUCUGAACGGACGGGAAGCUGCGCGUCUGCCGAUGCGCUGAGCGAACAGAGGAGGUUGAGCGUUCAGCGGGGUUCCCACGCCUGUCCACUCGUGAUUUAUAGCACUAUAUCUGCAUUGCACUCGCCAACAUCAAUAUCGCACUAGCGGAAGAAUUACUUGAGGUGUCUCGGUGAUGGUGGGAACCCCGGACAGGCGCAGCUUCAGGACGCUGGACUCUCCUCAGCACAGUCUGAUGUAUUUAACUGGUGCUAGUUAUGAGAUGAAUGCACUGUAGUAAUCAUGAAACGCACCUCGGCCCACUUCCACUGCGCGCUAGCCUUUCUCUUCUCUCCUGCCAACUAUUCCACAUGUAAUUUAAGUGUGUCUAUACUGUAACCGUGUCACUUUUUACUCUCCGAAAGCAUUUGUAAACUAUAGGAGCCCUGGAAGGAAGGGUUUGUAAUGGUGCUUAUUAUAAUGACCAACUACUUUAAACUGUGUUUAUACACAUUCUGUGACUGAAAAUCCAUGCACUGACAUCUUACUGACGCACACACACACCUGCGUCAUCAUGCGUGUGAACAUGUGUGCCAUCAUUCUGUUGUGUGCUCAGACUUGUGAGGGGUUUAGUUGUAAAUUCACAAUAAAAUCAUGUUUUGGUUUUA